AUGGAAGCUGUGCCCAUCCAUCGCUCACCUAGCGCAUCCUCAUUAUCAAGUCAGUCCUCCUUAUCUAACACAUUGGGGGGUAACUAUGGCGAUCUCCAACCCCCACAGCGACCACCCAAUCUCAUGACAAGAAUCAAACGGCUAUCAAUGUUACAUCGAGUUCCCUCUAGCCCGUUCAAUGUUGAUACCAAACUUGACUUGCCCAUAACGGUGGGCACUGCAACCAAACUGAAACGAAGCAAAAGUCGCAAACGAAAUGUGCGUAACAAAAUGAAAGAAUGGCUGCUGGCGGCUCUUACCAUCAUCAUGGGAGGAUUUAUCGCUGGUGUAUUUGUCAUAACAGGAAUCGAGUCUGCAGCUUCCUCCGUCCGACAUAGGUACAGUGGAACGUCCAGGUGGAAUAGUACGAAUCCAACCACCGUCUCACAAGCUAUGCCUGAGUCAACCAAUGCAGCUGAAAUCACACUGAUGCCAACCAUUCCAGCAGGCAGGUUCAUGGAUCCGACGGAAGUUCCGUAUGCAAUAGAGGUUAUGCCUGAUUUGACCAAGCUGACAACCUGCAGCAAUCCCACGGUAGAUGACGGUGUAGCAUUUCCAUUGAAUAUGGUUGACCCAGGUUUUAUUUCCUGCUACAGUUGCGUUCUACUGACAAGCCCCACCAGUGACGCUCGAGUGGUCGCUGUGGUAGUGGACUCUUUCAUCCCGCAAAGUAACAACAGCAUCUUGAUCAACGCCAAAACGUAUAACAAACUGAACACUGCCCACGAAAGCGAUACCCAAAUGAUGGUAAUGUGGCAGCCUUCCAACUGUUAA
Molecule: messenger RNA, 813 nt
Organism: Umbelopsis ramanniana AG
Lineage: Eukaryota; Fungi; Mucoromycota; Umbelopsidomycetes; Umbelopsidales; Umbelopsidaceae
Exons: 2
Coding region: 1-813 (270 amino acids)
Source: RefSeq, a predicted model, not a curated record